AAAGAUGAGGAUCGGGACCGCUUGAAAGUGGGGGAAAGUGCCGGCGCCUCCGCCAACCGGGAAAGCCGCUCGUCAGUGCCGGAGCCAGCAGCCGCGAGGACACCUGCUCUACGCUGGAGCGAGCGCCCGGGUGCGACCCGUGACAUGAGGCUGUGACCGCCGCCGCCCUCCACGCCACUCUGGGCAGUGCAGCGCCAGGCCAGAGAGCGUCGGAGGACUUGACCCCUCGAAGUCUUGGUUGAUUCGCAUCGGACUCGCCCCUGACGAGGCCCAAAGACCAGGGAGGCUGAAAGCCAUUGCAGCGGGGACCGAGAGGCCCUAAGGGCCCAGGGGCCCCAAGGAGGACGAGGCGGCCCGAGCCGCCCGGGACGCGCGGCUAUGAUGGUGCACUGUGCCGGCUGUGAGCGGCCCAUCCUCGACCGCUUUCUCCUGAACGUGCUGGACCGCGCGUGGCAUAUCAAAUGUGUUCAAUGCUGCGAGUGCAAAACCAACCUCUCCGAGAAGUGCUUCUCCCGGGAGGGCAAGCUGUACUGUAAAAACGACUUCUUCAGGCGCUUUGGCACGAAGUGCGCCGGCUGUGCGCAGGGCAUCUCUCCCAGUGACCUGGUGCGCAAGGCCCGGAGCAAAGUCUUUCACCUCAACUGCUUCACCUGCAUGGUGUGCAACAAGCAGCUGUCCACCGGAGAGGAACUCUACGUGAUCGACGAAAACAAGUUUGUGUGCAAGGACGACUACUUGAGCUCCUCUAGCCUCAAGGAGGGAAGCCUCAACUCAGUGUCAUCCUGUACGGAUCGCAGUUUGUCCCCAGACCUCCAGGACCCGUUACAGGAUGACCCCAAAGAGACCGACAACUCGACCUCAUCGGACAAGGAGACCGCUAACAACGAGAACGAGGAACAGAACUCCGGCACGAAGCGGCGCGGCCCGCGCACCACCAUCAAAGCCAAGCAGCUGGAGACGCUCAAGGCGGCCUUCGCAGCCACGCCCAAGCCCACGCGCCACAUCCGCGAACAGCUGGCACAGGAAACCGGCCUCAACAUGCGGGUCAUUCAGGUGUGGUUUCAGAACCGAAGGUCCAAAGAACGCCGCAUGAAACAGCUGAGCGCUCUGGGCGCCCGGAGACACGCCUUCUUCCGGAGUCCGCGGCGCAUGCGUCCCCUGGGAGGCCGCUUGGACGAGUCUGAAAUGUUGGGGUCCACCCCGUACACUUACUAUGGAGACUACCAAAGCGACUACUACGCCCCGGGAGGCAACUACGACUUCUUCGCGCACGGCCCGCCAUCGCAGGCUCAGUCUCCAGCCGACUCAAGCUUCCUGGCAGCGUCGGGACCCGGCUCGACGCCGCUGGGCGCGCUGGAACCUCCGCUGGCCGGGCCACACGGCGCGGACAACCCCAGGUUCACCGACAUGAUCUCGCACCCGGACACGCCUAGCCCCGAGCCCGGCCUGCCCGGCGCGCUGCACCCCAUGCCGGGAGAGGUGUUCAGCGGCGGACCCAGCCCACCCUUCCCUAUGAGCAGCACCAGCGGCUACAGCGGACCCCUGUCGCAUCCCAACCCCGAGCUCAACGAGGCGGCCGUAUGGUAAGGCCAGGGGGCCGGGCCGCCCCCUGCCAUCGAGCCCUGAACGCUUCCUGGGUCACCCUCAAGAGUCCUCUCUAGGGUUCGCACCCACCCGACAACUAGCAUCUCCACCCCUCAGAGCUUCGGAGCGCGCCUGCGUAAUUUCUUGGGACCAAAGUCAAUAUUCUGGAGGGUCGAGAUUCCAAGCACACCCUAGACGCUCCCUGGAUCCCCGCCCGCCAUCACCUCUUUAAACUAAGAGGGGGUUGAGAUCAAGGAGCUGAGACCGCGGCGCUAUCC
Molecule: messenger RNA, 1862 nt
Organism: Phodopus roborovskii (desert hamster)
Lineage: Eukaryota; Metazoa; Chordata; Mammalia; Rodentia; Cricetidae
Gene: Lhx5
Product: LIM homeobox 5
Exons: 5
Coding region: 379-1587 (402 amino acids)
Biological process (GO): regulation of transcription by RNA polymerase II; neuron differentiation
Cellular component (GO): nucleus
Molecular function (GO): DNA-binding transcription factor activity, RNA polymerase II-specific; RNA polymerase II transcription regulatory region sequence-specific DNA binding
Source: RefSeq, a predicted model, not a curated record